GCAGCCUGCCGUGGAUAAAUUAUGUGCGACAUGUUUAGCGGGGCCGCCUUAUAUGGAGACUGGUGUUGCUGAAUACAGUAAGGCUCUGCCAAGAGAAGGAGGGAGGGAGGAAAAGAAGAAGGAGGACGAGGAGGAGGAGGAAGGAAGGGAGGCAGGGGAGGGUGAAAGCGAAGGGAAAGAAGAGAAGGAGGAGAGAGGGCAGUAACAGAGGGAGUGAAAGAGCGAGGACUGCCGCGAAGCAAGCAUGAGGUUUUCGCUUUCCAUUCUCCCCUCAGCAGCAGUCAGAUGAGUCCUUGCAGAGAGGCAAGAGAAGUGCCUUCAUGUGCUGACCCUCCUGGCUGUCUGGCUCCUCUGAGGCCGUCUGCGCCUUCCCAAGUCCGCUGGAGCCGCUGGGGCCACACCAAAAGCACCAGGGCUGCCAUGACUGCCAGCUCCAUCCGCUAAGGCCGUCUCUGUGCAAACGACACCUCCUCCCGCCCCGCAUCCUGCUCUCUUCACCCUCCAUGCCACUCAAGCCUCCUCUGUGAAGGCCCAACUCCCUCUCCCCCGCAGCUCCUCAGCAGACAAAUAUUGAAGGCAAACAGCUUUUAUCGGCUCCUGCUAGCUGAAGAAAAUUGUUUCACUGCUGCUGUCUCCGCUGGCUCUCCUCUCCUCCAGCUGCUUUCCCCCCCUCGUCUGCUGGCCCCUGCGUUCUGUCGUCGUGGGCCGAUCCUGAUCGAUACCGCGUUGUGCUGUUCAUCUCGUCUGACGGUUCAGCUGACAAGUGAGCAAAUUGAGAGAACUGGGGAGGCGUGUGUGCACGCGUAGGCGUUAAGAGAGAGGUUACAAGACAAAGCUGUAUGGUCAUCGGUGACACAAGCCCUGGUUGACAGGCUCUGAAGGACUCCUGUUUAAGCCACAAACAGACUGCUGGGAUGGACCCCAAGUGUUAGGAGAGCCCCCAACAGGCUUCUUUCAGAUCACAACCUUGGAGCACAACCUCUGAAGCAGUUUUCUUUUUGUUUGUUUGUUUUGUUUUGGGUUUUUUGUUUUCUGAUGUUCUCAACCUAUCCCUUCUCAUCAUUUGCCCCGGUUUUACCAGAGAAAAGCAAACUUGCUGGUCAGCUAGCUCUCCCCAAACGACCCCUUCCUGUUUCAGUUUGAAAUGGCGGUGAAUGUGACAUCGAUGCGGGACACGAAGUGGCUGACGCUGGAGGUGUGUCGGGAAUUUCAGAGAGGAACGUGUUCGCGGCCGGACAACGAGUGCAAGUUCGCCCACCCUGCCAAGAGCUGUCAAGUGGAAAACGGCAGAGUCAUUGCCUGUUUUGACUCACUCAAGGGUCGCUGUUCCAGGGAGAACUGCAAGUACCUGCACCCUCCUCCCCACCUCAAGACACAGCUGGAGAUCAACGGAAGGAACAACCUAAUUCAGCAGAAAAACAUGGCCAUGUUGGCUCAACAGAUGCAGCUCGCCAACGCCAUGAUCCCCGGAGCACAGCUACAACCAGUGCCCAUGUUUUCAGUCACGCCCAGCCUUGCAACGAACGCCAAUGCUGCGGCGGCAGCAGCCGCUGCGUUUAACCCCUACCUUGGCCCCGUGUCACCCGGCUUGAUGCCCGCUGACAUCUUGCAAAGCGCGCCCGUACUGGUCACCAGCAACCCCAGCGUUCCAGUACCUGCUGCUGCCGCCGCCGCCGCUGCACAGAAGCUCAUGAGGACAGACAGACUGGAGGUUUGCCGGGAAUACCAGCGAGGUAACUGCACUCGAGGGGAGAACGACUGCCGCUUUGCCCAUCCGUCAGACAGCACUAUGAUUGACACAAAUGACAACACAGUCACUGUGUGCAUGGACUACAUAAAGGGCCGCUGCUCGAGGGAGAAGUGCAAGUACUUUCACCCCCCGGCUCACCUGCAGGCCAAAAUCAAAGCCGCCCAGCACCAAGUCAACCAGGCUGCUGCCGCCGCAGCCUUGGGGCUUCCUCCUGUUUUGCCUCCUUUGCCAAAGAGACCUGCACUUGAAAAAGCCAACGGUGCCAACACUAUGUUCAAUGCUGGCGUUUUCCAGUACCAACAGGCCCUGGCCAACAUGCAGUUUCAGCAGCAGGCUGCCUUCAUACCAUCAGGCUCGAUUUUGUGCAUGACACCUGCAACAAGUGUUGUACCCAUGAUGCACGGUGCUUCUCCAGCCACUGUGUCUGCAGCCACCACACCUGCCACAAGUGUUCCCUUUGCAACAGCAACAGCCAACCAGAUUCCAAUAAUAUCUGCGGACCAUCUGACUAGUCACAAGUAUGUGACCCAGAUGUAGGAGUCUCUGUCAGAACAAUGGAACUGGAGAUGGAGCGUGCUGGUGUCAAGUCCAAGAUUAACGGUCAACCUUCAUACAAGUAACAGCGAGAGCCGAGAUUCCGGUUUGGAACACAAAUCUGCAUGUUAGCGUGGAAGGAACAACUUGCUAGAGAGGUUCUCAUGUGACAUUCAUGCCCAGUUUCACACGACGACAUGCAAAAGAAGAAGAAUUAGGAGAGCGUUGUUUGUAUUUCAAGACUUGCCCCUCGUUUCGCAGAGGCGACUAACCUUUAUUCACCAGACACAUUUUGAAUGUCAACACAAGGUUCAUGUGGGGGGAGCAGUCGUCGGGACGGAAUCGGUACGUCCGCUGACCAAGAGUCACGUCUUGCGUUGUCUUGUCUGUUUAUUGGUUGUUGGUUUUUCGAAUGUCAAUAUGUUCACUUGUUUACACCAAGAUGCACCUUGUAUCUCAGUUAAGGUAAAGGAACAGAUAAUCUGACUGAACCACAUAUGCAUGCACAAUGAUUUUCUUUUCUUUUUUGUUGUUGUUCUUAUCUGGUUCUGUUCUUCUAAGGGUGAUGAGGGAAUUUGCCCGAGCAAGGAAGCAACUGAAUGUCUGUGAUGUGUCUUUCAAACCUUUGUAGCCUACCUUUUUAUCUCUUAAGCACACGUCUUUAACCUUACAGGAGCCCCUGUAAAGUGCCAUGCAUCUCAAAAUAUACAGGAAUUGUAUUCAAGCAGUGUUGCAAAGUUUUAAACUCAACAAUGCCCUUUAAUUCAUAUGUGUCUGAUUUGGAGUUUUGCUUUUUUUUCAGGACACCAUGUUGUGUCCAACCACAUGACGUGUCAUUACCUGUAAUUCCCGUUAAGCACCGCUGAUUGUUGCACCCCGGAUAUUCUACUGAUUGAAACCUUUUCACGAUCUGUCUUUCUGUGCCAGCAUGUGCUUUGCAAAAGUAUUCAUACCACCUUUUUCACAUUUUUUCACUCCGCAACUGCAAACUUAAAUGUAUCGCUUGUUCAUCUUUUGUGACAGACCAACACAAAGUAGCGCAUCAUUUUUUAAAAUUUUUUUUUCACUAAUGAUCUACUUUGUGGCACCACUUUUUGCUGCGACGAGAACUGCAGUUGUUUUGUUGCGCAUCUAACGACUGAAACAUUUUGCCAAUUCUUAGCUAUAAAAUGGCACAACUGUGAAAUAACCUCAUGUUCUCAGUUAGAUUUAGAUGUAGGGCUUUGCAACGCACGAAUUGAGUCGUUCUCCUGGUUUGCUCAUGACCUCCGAUCAGCCUUCCUGUUCCACUAGCGAAAAGAACCCCCCUCCCCCAAAGUGCCGCCUGCAUCGCGUCUCAUCGUCGGGACGGUGUGUUCAGGGUUGUAUGAAGUGUCGGUGUUCUGCCACCGACACUCCAUACAACAUUUUGCAAGCAGGUGACUUUCUGAAAGCCGCUGGAAAAUCUCGGGGUCAUCAAAGUUUGGACUUCACACACACACACGCCCAAUUUUUCUGCGCUACUUUGUGUUGGUCCGUGACAGAGCUAAUUCAGUUUAAGCACUCUGGAGGUUUGUGGUUGUCGUGUAGCAAAAUGUGAAAAAGUUCAGUCGAAUAAUAAUAGUAAUAAUACUUUUCCAAGGUAGCGCAAGUUGCAUGCAGGCCUGUAGAAUCUCUCUCUGGCAUAAAGACGAAAACAAUGAAAUAACUGCUGUGAGGCCAAACGGAAAUCUGUAAAGAAGAGUCUGCUGGUGGAGGUGUAAUGAUGUUCGUUUUCUUUAAAAAAAAGAGGAAAAAAAAGACAUAACCUUGUUUUUCUUAUACAUGGUUAUGCGUACUCUAAGACAGGUCGUCGAAGAAAAGUCGGUGUAGUGCGUGCGUGUAUAUAUAUAUGGUCAGACAUAUUUAAGAGCGUUCGUUUAAUACCUGAGAACUGUCUUUCGGAUAGUCAGCCAAAGUCUUUUUGUGAGUAGACUAGAGGGUCUGACUUCAUAAGGACGCCCAGCCCAAAGAAGGUUCGGGUGUUUAGAGUAGAUCUCUGAAACGGCUUGUUUGUUUUGUUUUGUUUUUCUUGUGGUUUUUCUUCAGGCAUAUUUAAUUGACGGACAAGGACAGCUGAAAGGCGGCGAGAAAAUGAAACCUGAUUGUACUACUCAUCCAAAGCCUUAGAAUGUACCAUUGGGUCAGCACAAUGCAACACGCCAUUCUGAACCAUGCAGCUGCCUAAUCCAUGCCAUAACGCAACACACACAGAACAGUAAGUGGCUGUCAUGUUCGUGUUUUCCUAAGCCCCUCCUUCCUUCUUAGACAAGGAGUGUUCAUUUUGUUUGGAAAGUACAUUGAUAUUAGUUCUUAUUUUUUGGUUUUGAGGAUGAUAUUUAUCUUUAUAAUAAUGAGUAUAUUAGGUACAGUGUGUGUGUGUGUUUCUGCGUGUGUCCUCCCAUCCAGAGUUUUCCCGAAGGUUCCACAUAAUGUCUUUUAUUUUCUUUUAUUUUUUUAUUUUUGGUACAGUUACGAUUGUAAGCUUUCUGCGUUUAUGCAUAUUGUUGAAGCGUAUGCAUUUUUUUGUUCGUGUCUCUAGUUGUUUUUUUUGUGCGUGUUCUUUGAACACACAUGUUUUAUGAGUAUCUAACAGCGUCGACACAACAGAAACAAGAGAGGCUGAGUUGUCACUGUGGCAACGUUCGUCAAUAACUGACUAAUAUUUUAACGAUUGUAAGGUUUGUACCUAGUCCUAUAAGCGUAAAAAAACAAAAAAGAAGAAGAAAAAAAAAAGAUGUUAUCGAAAAGUCUAGUUCAUAGAUGUUUAGAGUGACGAUGUUAUUUUCUAUCCAUUUUGAAUAUAAACUAUUGUUUAAAUAUUUCUACUCUCCCUGGAAAUUGGGCCAUGUUGGAAAACAAGCUGCAUAUUUUACAGGCGGGGUGAAGGUGAACAUGGCGAGCGGCGGUCCGACGCACUCGUCUCCAACUUCGCCCGCUGGGGGGGGACAGGGUGAGGGGGAUACUGUGGCGAUAAAGAGGUAAUAAAGGUCGACUUUUUUGCACUUCUGUACAUAGUAAAAAGAAAUUAAUAAAUAACAAUAGAGAGUAUCGUGUAUAUUGAGAUCUUAUUUUGAAUAAAAAAGUAAAACGAUGACAGGGAAUUUUGCUAGGACAACAAAUAAAAACAACAAAAAACGGAAAAAAAAAAGAUCCUUUUUGAAAGGCUGAACAAAAAUUGCUUGCAUUUAGAGGGCCCUGAGUUCUCACUCUCCUGCCUCUUGACAGAAUAAUAAUAAUAAUAAUAAUAAUAAUAAUAAUUAUAAUCAGGGUUUCCCCCAGUGUUUUAUAAACCUGGCGGGCCACCAGGCUUAUAAAUGCUUAUCUGUUUAAGUAUUUUUUUUAAUGUUUGCCUUUUUGAAAAACUUGAUGUGUUAUUGGACGAUUGGAAGAUUAAUAUCUGAACACCAUCUACAAUCAUCAAGUGGUAUUUUCCAAGUUCCUGCAAACUUUAAACAUUUUUUUAACUCAAAAACCCGACGGGCGGCGGGAUGGAUGACUGCCAAGCGACCCGACCACCAGACUUAGCAUGUUUUCUGGGGGAAACCUUGACAAUGAUAAUUAUAAAAGGCCAAUUGUUGCUCCCUCUUUUUUGUCAGCAGCUUGUAGUUUGCCCGGUAAAACUUCUGGAAGGAGGCGUCCACGGCCAUCCUGCGACAUAAGAGCCUGACGGGGGUCAGGAGGGGGUUGAGGGGCUCGUCUGGCUUCCCUCAACCUGUCUGAAUCGAUGGGUCAGCGCCAUGACCGCCCCCUCACCCCCCAACCCCAUCCCAGGCCUUACCUACCACAACAUGCUCUGUCUGUUUUACCUUCACUCAGAGUGGAAUGCAUGUCAACGGAAAUACAUAUAAUACACUGACGGAGAAAAAAAAGAUAAUAAUAAUAAUAAUAACCUUCACAACACACUAAUACUGAAUAAGAACUCAUUUACACAGAAAGAUGUAUUUACAGUAUACAAUAUUCUAUCAAUGUAAUGGAUUAAAAAAAUAUAUAUAUAGAAUACAAAAACAUAGAGUAGUGGUUUUAUUUAAAAAAAUGGUUUUCAGAGACUAUACUCACUAAGAUUUCACAACUUGGGGAGAUUAAACACAUGCAACACAAACACCAUAGCUAUAGGAGUCAUUUUUGUUUCCGUUUGUGUCAGCUGUGCUUGUGGUCGAUGGAACGGAUUGGACAGAAAUGUCAGGGCGACGUCAGAGUCCUAAAGAAACCGCCGUCAGUAAGGCUCCCCUUCCGCAGACAUUUGAUUCCAAAUACCUUACAAUUAUUGCAAAUGGAGUCCUUAUCGUUUCAAUGUGUGUGCUUCAUCCUUGAAUCCAAAAGAACCCCCUCCAAGAAUUUCUGGUCUGGUCAAACAAAGCUUUCCCCCAUUAAAUGAAUGUGAAACGUCCCAAGUCUGCAAGUUUUAUGACAACGUAUUGGUGCUUUCUGCUUUGCACGGCGUCCCCCAGGGAUGUUCACAAAAACUUUAAAAACUGAGUUCAUUUCAUAGGAGGUUUUAUAAUUUGUACUUUUUUUUUAAACUGCUCAAGAGGACUGCACCAUAAAUACACUGAUGUCAAAUUAUUACUUCGAUUGUCAAUCAAUGCCAUUAACUUCUUUUGAUUGUUCAUUAUUUCUUCGUGUCAUGCAGUAAUUUGAAUAUUUUUGUUUUUGCCCUUAAACCAAGACGGAGGUGCACAUCUGUGCAGCUCCUUUAUUUAGCUCUGGAGGUCUAUUGUUUUGUUUCUUUGGUUUUUUUUUUUUUUUUUUUUUUUUUUUUUCCUGCCGUGAACGACAAUGUCAUUAGCAAGUCUUAGGGAAAUCUUGAUAAAAAGUGAUAAUUUUGAGACCUGACAAACUGGCAUCCUACGAGGAAAUCUGUAGAAAACUCAAAGGAUAGUCUAGUUACUGGUAAGAGUUUAUGUAGUAACAGGAAACAGGACACUAAUACAGGAUACAAGUAUAGAAAAACGUAAAAAAAAACAAUGGUGAAACUCUACUUGAGUUAUCAGAUGUCUCCGGAACGAACAAUGCAGUUGUUCACGUGCUUUCUCUCAGAAUCGUGUGAUGUUCUCUCCCUUGCAAUCUUAUGCAGAAAUAACUCUCACCGUCUUCUGAAUAAUAGAUUUCGAACAGACCGAACACCCUCUUCACGAAUCAACUUUCACAAACCUUGCUAACCUUUUUCUGCACGGUUUUGGUGUAAAGUGCAGAUCCUCACUUCAUCGAAUUCGCGUGUUGCCAAAAAAAAGAGGAUGUGUAUCUAUUCUAUUUACUUCCAUUAGAAAGGGAUUUUUUUUUAAAUUUAUGAAUGUAUUUUUUGUAAGCAAGUUCAAUCCUUUUAACUGGACAUUGUUCUCCAGACAUUCCAGACGUCCCUGCAACGUUUAUAAAAUCUCGGAUGUUCAUUUUGGGGUAAAUUGUGACUACCGUAAUUUCCAGACUAUAAGACGCGACUUUUGUCUCACGCUUUCGACCCUGCGGCUUAUACAACAAUGCGGCUUAUUUAUGAAUUUUUUUCUAACUGCCAGUAGGGGCGCUGGAGCAGAAAAGGUAAGCGUGAGACAGCUGGAAUAUAUCUGUAGAGGAAGACUAAUGUAACAUCGUGCUUUGUGCAUGGAUAAAAUUAGCUUGAACAGACCCUCAUCAUGGAGAAUGCAAGAAGAAAUGCAUAUGAUGCAGCUUUCAAGUUAAAAGCAAUCGAGCUGGCCGAUAAAGAAGGAAACAGACACUGAGGAAGAAGACUUCCAUGGUUUUCAGUGCACAGGAGGAAGAGGAUGACAGUAUGUUAUUUAAACCAGCCCUGUUAGUGUUGUUUUGCUAUAUUGCUGCUGUUCAGAAAGAAAAGCUACGGCAUAUUAUUAAAACUUUAAAAACACCUUCUGUGUACCGUCUUUCUUUGUAAAUGUAUCAUGUUUCAAUGUAGGCACAUGCGGCUUAUACACCAGUGCGGCUUAUGUAUGUACAAAAUGUGUUUCCUUUAAAAAUGUAGGGGGGUGCGGCUUAUAAUCAGGUGCGCUCUAUAGUCCGGAAAAUUACGGUAUUUACAUCAGAACAAUUGAAAUUUGUAGACUUCUGCGAUCUAGAACGAGACAAAAUAUGUUCAUUAGAGACAUCAGUAUCUCAUUAACACAAAUGCAAAAAAUAAAAUAGAAUUACUUACCAAUUAAUGUAUUCAAUUAAUAAUUUCUAUUUCUGGAGGAAUUUUACUGUUUGAUGAUGAGCCUUCGCAGGAUGCAGAGUGAAUCUGUGAUCAGUUUAGGUAUCUGCCCUCAUCCUCCUGCUGCAUCCGCUUUACACAAACCACAGACUUUCUUGUUCCCACACGCUUCAUCUCCUGGAGCCUGUUGUACGUUUGCAGUGUUAACGCUCCUUCCCAAACCGAGGCGUAGUUCGUAAAUUUAUCACGCAGUCGGUUUCAGAAGACGUGUGGCAUUCUCUUUAAAUUUUCCAAAAAGAUCCAUGAAGAUUUUUUUCUUAUAAAAUAAGUAUAUUUACAAAGCCAGGACAAAAAAAGGCCGGGUAAAUCAACUAAGUCGGACUGAUCAGUGUGAGCCAUGUAACCACGCACACCAAAUUCUGCUCUGUUUGAAUAUUAAACGUUUGCUCUGAACAUUCGCGUUAUCCUUCCUCUUCUACAAGCACACUCUUCUUAUAUUUAGGAUGUAACGUAAACUGAUGUUUUCACUUUUGUGUUUUGUUUUUCUUUUUACGAUUUGUAUGUUUGCUUUUUCUGCUCAUAGUGCUAAGAUGACGUAUCCUGUCCUCUGCCGCAGUUUGUUUCUGCUUGUUUUGCUGUUCCAGGCCCCUUGGAAGAAUGCGUUACGUUGCGUUUGCAUGCUGGCCGCCUCGUUUGGGAAAGGCGCUCACAGGGAACGGUGUGCAUAGAGUGCAACAGACUUAAGCCAUAAAACUUCAAUCAUCAGAACGAAAUAAGGAAGGAGCUCACAGACGGGUGGGGCGCGGUACUCUUUUUUUUUUUUUUUUUUUUGAGUUGACAGAAAUGCCUCGGUUUUACUGACGACGACAUCAUGCACUAAAUCAAGAAGACGUGUAGAGUAUUUAAUAGAACCUCUGGAGUGAUGUUUCAACUUUACAGGUUAUGUGGUGUUAUGAGAAAAAGUUUCUUUUUGUUUUUUUGUUUGUUUGUUUGUUUGUUUUUGUUUGUUUUUUUCUCAUGGGGCCUGUAUUGCUAUAUAUUCUUGCUGUUAUGAAUUUGAAAAAUGUAAUAAAAUUUACAACUCA
This is a messenger RNA of Gambusia affinis (western mosquitofish), 9529 nucleotides long. RefSeq names its product muscleblind-like protein 1. Bases 1145 to 2287 code for a protein of 380 amino acids. Gene Ontology annotation, molecular function: metal ion binding. The record is from RefSeq and is a predicted model, not a curated record. The transcript has 10 exons. Lineage: Eukaryota; Metazoa; Chordata; Actinopteri; Cyprinodontiformes; Poeciliidae.